Ficedula albicollis (Collared flycatcher) is the source of this 1047-nucleotide messenger RNA. RefSeq names its product splicing factor 3b subunit 2 (gene SF3B2). The transcript is spliced from 8 exons. Gene Ontology annotation, biological process: mRNA splicing, via spliceosome. NCBI's taxonomy places the organism in Eukaryota, Metazoa, Chordata, Aves, Passeriformes, Muscicapidae. The record is from RefSeq and is a predicted model, not a curated record. The coding region runs from base 1 to 1032 and encodes 343 amino acids. Gene Ontology annotation, cellular component: U2-type spliceosomal complex; U12-type spliceosomal complex; U2 snRNP.
AUGUCCACAGGCCAGCACCCCUUUGGGGACAAGGCCAAGGAGCAGGAGCUGCUGGAGCAGCAGAAACGGCGGAACAGGAAGCGCCGGAACCGUAAGAAGAAGAAGCGGGGGCGGGGCGUGGCCAAGGAGGGCGUGGCCCGGGAGGGGCCGGCGGCCCCGCCCCCCGCGCGCGCGGAGCCCGAAGGGGGCGGGGCCGCGCCCGAGGUGGAGAUCGAGUACGUGACGGAGGAGCCCGAGAUCUACGACCCCAACUUCGUCUUCUUCAAGAGGAUCUUCGAGGCCUUCAAGCUCACGGACGAGGUGAAGAAGGACAAGGAGAAGGAGCCGGAGCGCGCGGAGCGAGCCGAGAGCGCGGGGGCGCCGCGGAAAAAGGGACCCGAGGAUGGCACCAGGGGCAGCGAGGGGGACAGCUCUGAGGAUGAGCAGGAGAAGAAGCAGGAGGUCCCCAAGCUGUCCAAGAAGAAGCUGCGGCGCAUGAACAGGUUCACGGUGGCUGAGCUGAAGCAGCUGGUGGCGCGCCCUGACGUGGUGGAGAUGCACGAUGUCACCGCGCAGGACCCCAAGCUGCUGGUGCACCUCAAGGCCACGCGGAACUCGGUGCCGGUGCCGCGGCACUGGUGCUUCAAGAGGAAAUACCUGCAGGGCAAGAGGGGCAUCGAGAAGCCGCCCUUCGAGCUGCCCGAGUUCAUCAAACGCACCGGCAUCCAGGAGAUGAGGGAGGCCCUGCAGGAGAAGGAGGAGCAGAAGACCAUGAAGUCCAAAAUGAGGGAGAAGGUUCGGCCCAAGAUGGGCAAGAUCGACAUCGACUAUCAGAAGCUGCACGACGCCUUCUUCAAGUGGCAAACCAAGCCCAAGCUGACCAUCCAUGGGGACCUCUACUACGAGGGGAAGGAGUUUGAGACGCGGCUCAAGGAGAAGAAGCCGGGGGAUCUGUCGGACGAGCUGAGGAUCGCGCUGGGCAUGCCCGUGGGGCCGGUAUGGGGUCCCAAAUUACCCAGAAUCCAUCCCAAAAUAACCCAAAAUCCAUCCUAAAUCCAUCCUAAAUCC